This is a messenger RNA of Dendronephthya gigantea, 1292 nucleotides long. Its product is annotated as protein inturned-like. Bases 207 to 962 code for a protein of 251 amino acids. Gene Ontology annotation, cellular component: cilium; cytoplasm. Gene Ontology annotation, biological process: establishment of planar polarity; nervous system development; cilium assembly. The record is from RefSeq and is a predicted model, not a curated record. The transcript is spliced from 5 exons. Gene Ontology annotation, molecular function: protein binding. NCBI's taxonomy places the organism in Eukaryota, Metazoa, Cnidaria, Anthozoa, Malacalcyonacea, Nephtheidae.
CAGCCUCAUAUGGAAUGGUUUACAUACAGGCGGAAAUAACAUUCGACCAUCUAUAACCUGCUGAACAAGGAAUGGAAGGUUUUGAACACUUUUCUCUCUUCUUCCAGCAAUAGCCUUUAAUAGACAGAAAUCUCGAAGCAGGUAAUUAGAAUCCGGAGACAAGCCGAAGCAAGCCGAAGCAAGCCGAAGCAAGUGAGCUUUGAAGUAUGUCUGAGAGAAUAUGCAAGAGUGACGUUUCUCGUUGGCCACCACCAAAGAAACGUUUACGAAAAAAAGAGCUUCACCAAAUAAAAAAUCACCUUUCAAGAAGCUAUGAAAAGGCUCCAUGGGUAUCCGAAAUACAAGACAAGGGAGACUUAUUUUACGUUGAACAGUACGUUGAUGAUCCAAAUACAGGACAUUUAACUGCUCAACAAAAACAAACAUCUGAACAAUAUCAACAAAAUGGCGGUCAAGUGAUAAAAGAUAAGCGACUUACUGGAAAUAAAUUGCUGGAUUUUAUAUCACAAAUGAAGAAGACAAAGAAGACGGAUAUUGGUAUAUCACAAAGAGAUAAUCCUAAUCAAGAUCAAGAUAGAGCUGGUAAAGAAAAAGACAUGAAGUUUGAGGUAAAAUUACGUGUUCAUCCACCGAGGAUUGGUCCCUAUAAAAGAGAUGAUUUGGAAAGUGUGCUGGGCAUUAUUCCACUCAAGUCUGUAACCGCAAAUGACAGAGAUGAACUUAGUUUUACUCAUGAAUACGGACGAGAUUCAAGAAUUGUUAUUGCUGGUUUUACACCCACUGGACCUGCUAUCAGAUCUCACCAACUGAAGAUUGGUGAUAGUAUUUUAGCAUUGAAUGGCUUGGAGAUAAAUACAGACAAUGUUAAUGUUAUAUUGGGAGCAAUUCCUGGAUCUGUAGAGGUUACACUGAAGAUCCAGAAACAUUCACCCCCACCUGCUUAUAUUAGUCUCCUAUUGUGAAUGGUUUUAAUCCCGAUGGCAACCAUUUGUUAGGAAUAAUCAGUGGAAAAAGAGUGCGAUGAAAUAGAUUAUCGUCAAAAUACUCCUCAUGUUGGAAUGUUUCUCUUGUUGUCUCCAGUGAAGGCGAAUUCAAAGUUGACUGAGAAAGUUGGAGAGACGUCCUCAGAUUUUCCACCCAGUGUAGCAAAUGUUGUACACACUAUAAAUGGCACAUUUCUAAGACUAUAUACCAGUAUCAAAUGCUAUCUAGUGUAAGCCGGCGCACGCCAUCCUAACAAUGUACAAAAGCGCAUUUGGUUUUUGCAAAAUGAAUUUACAAUGCUGCAUAUU